Messenger RNA from Mesorhabditis spiculigera, 477 nucleotides. The record is from the annotation of a GenBank genome assembly. NCBI's taxonomy places the organism in Eukaryota, Metazoa, Nematoda, Chromadorea, Rhabditida, Rhabditidae.
AUGCAGACAUUUCUGCUAAAUGUCUGCUCGGAUGUCUCGACGCUGAGCGAGGCUUGGAUCGGCAUCGAGAAGCUGGAUUGGUGCGACGUGGAGAAGUCGCGUCGCCGAGACCCUUGGUCACUCAACCCACCGUGCAAUCCGAUCCCGCAGUGUCGAGGAAAUGUCGACGGGCGUGCUCCGGAUACCAGGGAUUGGCGCAAGAAUCUGCUCUACUACAAGAAUGAUGUUGCCGCCUUGGGUGGCGGUCUCUUGGUGUUCAUCAUCGUGAUCAUCGUCGUGCUGUGCUUCUGUCUGAAGAAGAAAGACAAUGGCCCGAAGGGAAGCAAGCCGAUUGUCGAUGACAUGAUGAACGUCGGCGUUGGCACGGCGGUCGUCGACCUCGAUGUGCACUGCAAGCACUGGCGGAAGGUAAGCAUCCGACUACUCGUCUCCAACUACUCGAUCCAACGAUGGGCAUCGCCAUCGGUCUUCUACCAC